UAGCUUCAGGCUAAAUAAGGUUCUCAUAUAUAUCUACAAAUGCUAACCGUUACUCAGUGAGGACAGAGUCUUUGGUGAGAACGAGUCUAGCGCCUCAUUUGCAGACGACGACAUUGGUCGUAAAACGUCGUUUUGUAAAAGUUCUUUGCGCAACAUUUCUGAUUUCUGAUUAGGAACUGGCCAUGUUUAUUGUUCUCGAGGGAAUGGCGGCGACACGACAGAUUGCAGUCCGAUCGUCAACAGUGGAGAGAUGGCAGCACUUGCGAUUCUAAUUCCAUCCGGUUUAUCACUGGAGAAGGAGCAUUGAUUUGGUGCCCGAGGUUACUGUGAGCGGAGGAAAGAUUUCGCAAUAAAACGAUAAACAGACUGUACCGGAAUUGAUAGAUUGCCGGUGGACAAACCCACCUGGUUGGAAACUAUGCCCAUCUCCAGCUCAGGGUGUAACAAAGAAAAAGCCCUGUCCUCGUUUGAGACGAUUCGGUUGAAACGUCACGGAAAGUUGGAUAAAAAGGCGAAUACACUUGCGGACGAGUUGGAUAAAAAAUUGACGAAUCUUCACCGUGACCUUCAUCUCGAUUCCAUAUCCGAGGAUACAUGCGCACUCCCCGAGAUGACCUCUGCUGCAGGCCCCGAACAGCAAAGACUGUCACGUCGCCAUAGUGUUGACGUCAUCAGUUCUAGUGUAAACAAUAGGCGAGGUAGCGCAAGUUCUGCUUUACGGAAACUUAGCAUUGAAGACAAUGAAUCCGUUGGACCCUCACCACAGAGAGGAAGGGAGAAUGGCUCCCCAGCAAGGAGGGGAAGUGAUACUGUACCCCCACUGAAGAGAGGAAGUGACGAAGUCCAAAAUGACCCUGGAAAUGUAGAGAGCAGACGACAUUUGUCAAGGAGGUCAAGUGUCGACGUCAUAUCCGGAAUCGAGGAGGGUGCAUCCAGGCGGUUCAGCCUUGACAUUGCAAACUUACACAGGGAUAAUGACAGUGCUCUUAGCAACAGAGGGCGCCCUGAGACGAAGCAUAAUGCCACUUCUGGACGCAGGAUGUCGCUACCGGCGUUGUACCUCAGCAAUGCUGGUCAACUUGUGAAGGGCAAAGAUGACACUACACGAGGUUCGAGAAAACCCCCAAAGCGAACCCCGAGGAGCCUCGCGCAGCUUCGAAGUGACCCGGACCAUUGCGAACACCUCCUUCGGAGGGGUUCGGGAGAUGAAGGCAAGGAUGACGUCACGGGAGAAGUAGACGAAUACGAAGCGAUAAAAAAUUGCCGAUACCUUCGUCGCCGGAGCAGUGCUAAUGAGGAACUGUCGAUUGCAGAAAUUUUUUCAUGAGUUGAAGAGUUGUGUUUGGAAUGGGACAAUUUAGGAUAAAUCAGUUGCAUAAUAUUACUAUAAGUGUUGGCAGACUUUUUUUCUGUCGGCGGUUAUUUUCGAGGCGUACUUUAUUUUGUCUGUGCUCUACGCGUUGAAUGAUUGAUAUAUAUGAAUAGUAUAUUGCACUCGUACGCUGUAUACAGUGCUAUAUAAGCCGGUCUGGCCAUCCUCCAAACAGCUAUCCUGAAAAACAGCUCCACGCACGGGCGUUACAUAGUAAAUACAUUACAGAGCAAGGGCCUCCGUCUGCGCAGGAGCUGCGCAGUAGGCUAAAUUAUGUAUGGCUCAAAUUUGCCCCUGAUGCAAACUCAUUUUAACACAGGGCCGAUCAUUGGCGCCAACGCUCUUUUGACAAUGCGAAUAAAAAACCCUCAGAUUUCCGAUGUUCUGGUGUAAAAACUAAUCUAAAAAUAUUCAAUAUGUUGAGGAAAUAUUGUGCGCAAACCGAAAACAAACCAGAAAUUUAGACAACGAAGUCACAUUUUUAUUGCCUGAAUGAGUCAAUUAUUUUAUUUCCUGUCCACUGAACAACAUUAUCAAAUCGUCCUUGUGCAGCCAAGCGAGGUGGACCGAUCACGGCAUGAUAUUCAAUAUCAAUAUUAAAAUAAACGUGAACACGUCCGAUACCCGAUGGUGACGAGAAAAUCAUUUUAAUGAAGUGAAAUGGUUCGAUGGCAUCAUUAUACACUCUUCGGAAUAAAGGAUUUUGAGAUCUAAUUUCCUCUGCCAUGGCGUGAUGGUGGGCAUUCUUAGUCUUAGAGGGGUUUUGGAACCUCGUUUAAAUACCAUUUUAUUAUUAGCCUACUAAUCGCUACUAAACGAGUUACACUACUUGAGGUAUUUUGUGACAAAAAUCAAGCAACACUCAGCCAAUAAUAGUGUAGCCAUUGAAUAAGAACACGAAUUAUCUUUCAAAAGCCCCCUGUUGUCAAAAUUUGGAACCUAGUGCUAGUUAAGGUGCUUCAGUAUUAUUGGUUCCAAUAUUCUUGGUAUCACAAAUUACAAUUUUUUCUUUUU
Molecule: messenger RNA, 2386 nt
Organism: Lineus longissimus
Lineage: Eukaryota; Metazoa; Nemertea; Pilidiophora; Heteronemertea; Lineidae
Exons: 3
Coding region: 419-1327 (302 amino acids)
Source: RefSeq, a predicted model, not a curated record